Messenger RNA from Rhizophagus irregularis DAOM 181602=DAOM 197198, 5190 nucleotides. RefSeq lists its product as uncharacterized. Gene Ontology annotation, molecular function: ATP binding; nucleic acid binding. Gene Ontology annotation, cellular component: cytoplasm. NCBI's taxonomy places the organism in Eukaryota, Fungi, Glomeromycota, Glomeromycetes, Glomerales, Glomeraceae. The record is from RefSeq and is a predicted model, not a curated record.
AUGAAUGAAGAGAAACGUUGGUUAAGCGAAUGGUAUAGAAAAUGCCGCAAUAAAUAUAUUGACCUUGUCGGUGAUUUUGGAGGUAGCGAAUUAUUCGUAAUAGAUGGGGAUAGCUUACUUUUCAAAUUUCUAUAUGAUCCUGAAACUGACUUUCUUGACUUUGGACUAACUAUUAGUGGAGGUCAAUAUCUGGCUCUUACUUUUUUGGUCGAAAAUUUUCUUAAUAAACUCAAAGAACGUGAGUGUGUUUUUCACAUCGCUUUCUUCGAUGUUCAUAAAUCUUUAUGGAAUAACCGACCAAAAUUACGAAUUGCCAGGGAGAUUAUUAUUGAACAUUUAAAAUCUAAUACUAAAAUUCCGGUCUUUAAAUUUAAGAAUUGGUGGACUGAAGAAUGGAAGAAUCAUUUAGACAACAUGCAACCAUUAUUUAUUUUAACUGGUGAUGGCUCAACAGAAAAUUUAGAAAUUAAAGAAAAAGAUAAUUAUAAAGAUAAAGAAAUCGAUGUAUCUUCAAUUUCUGGUAUUGCAACAAAAAAAUCAUUAAAAUUAACUAUCGUAUUACGAGCAUUUAUAUACUUUUCUCUUCAUAUGGAUAUGCCUGUCGCAUUGUUGCCCGGAAUGGAGUUUAAAGAUUCACGCGCGUACGCUUUUGUACUUGAAAGAGGUGGUAACGUUAAUCUUGAAACUCAAAACAAAUUAGAGAACAUUAUAUAUUUGACAAUAAAAGCGCUUGAAGCUUACGAUGAAAAAUCUAAUUGGUACAAAAAUUUUAAAUUAACAACAUCGAGCAAAUAUUUGAUGACUUCUCAAGAAUAUACACUUAUAUGUUCAAAUGGUGGGAAAAGGAUUGCCAUUGUUUUAUUGUCUUUGAUGGGAGUUUUAUGUAACAAUAAUGAUAAACCAUAUUUUCAAUAUCUAGCAAAAAUCUUUUUGCUUCAUGUUAUUUUCCUAGACUAUCUUCCUUUAAAAUCAAGGGUUUCUCCACCAUUAGAUAGUGAAUUUGAUGAAAGUAUGAUUAAACAAUUCCUACAAAGUUUUUUUGUCUAUUGUGCUCAAAUUUAUAUUGAUAGAAUUCUUCCAAAUAAUUUUCAAGAUUUGAAUAAUAAUCUUUAUGAUCUGGUAGACACACGACUUUUUGUGUCUUUAAUUCAAUUUCGAUAUGAUGAUGUGCUAAACUUCAACGUUCUUCCUGAUGAGAUUAAGCAUCAAUUUGAUGCUUGUUGGAAUCUCUUAAAACGAUUAUGUGAGUGUAAUUCUUUAUAUGUCGACGACGACGAUAAAAAUUUUAAGAAUACUAUUGAUAAAAUUGAGAUUGAUCUACAAUCACGUUUAGAAUAUAAUACAGAAACAACCCUUCUUCCUUUCAAAUAUAAGUUCUUUGAAGAGUACCUUGGAGACAUGCAUUUAAAACUUCCUGAAAAUUCGAAUGUAAAAAUUGACGCGGGUCAGUAUGGAUUAAUUGGAAAUGUUUAUUAUGACGAUAUUACACAUUGGCAUUCUACAAAACCGAUCGAAACUACAAACAAAUCAGAGUUCUAUUACAAUAAGCAUAAAACCUCUUUGAAACGAGAAGGUUAUCAAAAAUAUGUGAGGUUUUUAGAAAGAUAUGCGGCUUCAUUAAAUGGCACGCAAGGAUAUUAUCCACAAGAUAUAAUAGUGGAAAAAUCAGGUAGAAAAUCAUCAGUUAAGAAACAAUCUGCUCGUGCAAUAAAGAUAAUUGAGGAAAAUGAAGAAAAAAAGUUGCAAGAAUCAUUGAAACUGUCUGAAAAAUGUCUUGAUAGUGCAUUGAAAGAAAUUUUAAAAAUUAAAAAUAUAAAAAAACAAAUUACUCUUUUAGAUGACAAAAUUGAAAAAAAAGGCAAAAUCACACAUCCAUUUACUAUAUUUAGAGGUCAAUUCAAAAAAUUGGAGUUCUUGAUGGAACUUUGGGCCGAACAUUGUAAAACAUCUAAAGUGAAAAAUGACUGGAUAAUUCCUGUUGAAAUAUUGCGUCAAGUGUUCUAUAUAGUACAAAAUUUUCCAAAAUAUUUGGAUGACAAGCGGAAAAAAAACUUAAUUGAAGUUUUAAAUCGACUUAAAUUUACCAACUGUAAAAAAAAAUUGAAAAAAAAUGUUAAAGUUUCAAAUGAAACCAAUGUAAAUGAUAAGAAACUCCUAUCGUUUGAUUUUAAUUUACCUGAAGAUUCGAUCGAUUUAUCUAUUGAAAUGUCCGACGUUAGAUUUCAAAUGUUAUACGCGGGUCAUUUAAUGGAUCGAAAUACAAAUUCGAUGGAUGAUCCUCGAGUUCCAUUUAAGCCAGAUGAAUGGCAAGUUAAAGUUUUAGAUUUAAUUGAUAAAGACGAAUCUGCAUUAAUUUGUUGUCCAACUUCAUCGGGAAAAACUUUCAUUUCAUUCUACGCGAUGGAAAAAGUUCUUCGGGAAAGUGAUGAUGGAAUUUUAGUAUAUGUUGCUCCCACUAAAGCUUUGGUUAAUCAAGUAACAGCUGAGAUUUAUGGUCGGUUUAAGAAAAAUUAUAAAUACGGCAACAAAACAACCUGGGGCAUAUAUACUCGAGAAUAUCGUGAAAAUCAUGAGAAAUGCCAAAUUCUUGUAACAAUUCCACAAAUGCUUGAAAUAUUGGUUUUAUCUCCGCAACGUGCGUCGUGGGCUCGAAAUAUAAAAAGAAUCAUUUUUGACGAGAUCCAUAUGAUUGGAUUAGAUGGAGGUGAAUAUUAUGAUCAUCUACUAUUAUUAAGCAGAUCUCUCCCGAUUUUAGCCCUUUCAGCUACCAUUGGGAAUCCAGAGAUAUUUCACAAAUGGAUGGCUAAGUCUAAAAAAGCUCAUGGACCUCCAAUGAAACUUAUCAAAACAACAAAAAGAUUUUCAGAUUUACAACCAUACGUAUAUUUGCCGAGAUUUCCACUGACUUCACUCCUUGAGACAACGGUAAAUCCAAUAGAAGAGCAACGGCAAAGAGAAAGUAUUGUUCCCAUUAAUCCGAUAUUUUCUUUAUCAAUGAUCAUUUUAAAAGAACACGGAUUACCUGAUGAUAUGAAACUUGUUCCAUCUCAAUGUAUUCAACUUUGGGAUGAAAUGAAAAAACAUAUGGGUAAUAACCCGCCUAGUGGAUUUAAUAAGUUAGACCCUGAUGAAUAUUUUAAAGAUAUCGGUUAUAUUGUCAAAGAUGAUGCUGAUAAAUAUGAACAAGAACUUAAGAAAGCUUUUACGAAAUAUGCAAGGGAUGACUCUACAAUUAAUAUAGUAAAAUCAACUAUUGAAGAACUAGGGACUGAUAUUAAAGAUGGAUUUACGGAACUGGAAUUAACAGCCAAUGGAUUAGAUGUUUACGGAGAUGAGUUUUUUAAAAAGGGAAUUGUACCAUUAUUAUGCGAACUCUCAGCACAGGAUAAGCUUCCGGCUAUUUUGUUUCAUUUUGAUAGAAAAGGAUGCGUUGAACUUGCACUUCAUAUUUUGGAACAAUUAGAAUUAGCAGAGGACACAAAGAGAGCUGGUGAUCCGGAAUAUCAAGCAAAAAAGAAAGAAGCAAUAUCUCAAGAAAAGGCUCGUAAGAAAGAAUUAAAGAGAACACGAGAUUUAAAGACUAAAGAAGAUAUCGCACAAAGCGAAGUUCCUCCAGAACUAGAAACCUCUAUUCCGACAAUUUUUGACUGGGAAGCACAUGAUCCUGAUUUUACUUUCGUAAAUCGAAAAUAUCAAGUCCCUUCAGAAGAAUUUGAAAAAUUAAUAGAACAUGCACGUCGAAAAAUGGGAGGAAAUUCCAAAUUAUUGAUAGCACUGGAAAGAGGUAUCGGAGUACAUCAUUCUGGUCUUCCUAAAAAAUAUUUAAGCGCGGUUGAAAUUCUCUUUAGACGUCGUCAUUUACGAGUUAUAAUUGCAACUGGUUCUUUAGCUCUUGGUAUAAAUAUGCCGUGCAAAACAGUGGUAUUUGUUGGAGAUUCAAUUUUUCUUACUGCUUUACAAUACAGACAAAUGUCCGGAAGAUCGGGAAGAAGAGGAUUUGACCCUAUAGGUCAUGUAAUAUUUUUUGGCAUACCCCUAACGAAGAUUAUAAGACUUCUUAUGUCAGGAUUACCAAGCCUUUCAGGACAUUUUCCUUUGACGACAACUCUUGUUUUACGUUCUUUUAAUCUUCUUAACCAAUGUAAGAAUCAGAAUGUGGAUGAUUAUAAUUAUGCCAAAAAUGCUAUCAAAGGGUUAUUCAGUGAAUCCUUUUUUUGUCUUGGUAAAGAAUAUUUAUCUGAACAAAUUAAGCAUCACUUAAGAUUUUCCAUAGAAUACUUGAUGCGCGAAAAUCUUUUAGAUCAAAAUGGCAAUUUGAUUAAUCUAUCAGCUAUGGUCUCCCACUUAUAUUAUGUAGAACCAAGUAAUUUCGCAUUUUCUGUUUUAUUUAAACAUGGUGUAUUUCACGAAAUUUGUUCAAAAUUGAGAACAGACUCUUUACAAGUAAAAGAAAAAGUAAUGGAUGAAUUGAUUUUAAUUCUUUCCCAUCUGUUUAAAAGAGCUAAAUUGCGCAAGAUAUCUGGAAGUGAAUGUCGAAAUCCAAAAUAUCCCUCUAAAGUUAUCUUACCUCCUUUACCGAAAGAUGUCAAUGAUAUUUUAAAAAAUCAUAAUGGACGUAUUUUAAAUAUUUAUACUGAUUACGUUGUAACUUUCGCGAGAAACAAUAAUUCUAAGUUGGGACUUGAUAAUACCUUACCCCUAUCAUUAAUCGAAAUCCCUCCUAAGUCUAUGCUAAAGAAAGAUCCUUUAAUUUCUAAACUUGAAUCAAUGGCGAUUUCAUUUGUUGCUCGAUCACCUUUUAUUGCUGUAUGUAGUUCUUUAGGUGAUAUUUUUAUGAAUUUAGAAGAUUUAACUAGUCAUAUUCAUAGUGAAAUAUUUUUGGAUCUUCAUAGUAUACCUUUUAUUAAAACGGAUGAAAAUAUAAAUGCAUGUAUAAGUGAUUUUUUCUCUCACGGUCAAGAAAUUGCCCUUGUUGAAUCAAAUGGAAUAAGGCGCGGUGAAGUUUGGCAAGUCUUAAAGGAUUUUCAUUUGAUUCUUUUGUCAAUAGUUAGUUCUUUAAAAACUAGGAUUGAAGAAAUAGGUAAAUUAGAAUUAGAUAAGACCUUAUUUGUGAAAGAAACCCGUGUUCUUGAAGGGUUUGAAAUGGUUCGAACACGCUUUGAAGAACAAUUCUUCCGUAUUUGGGCCUAA